This is a messenger RNA of Lodderomyces margitis, 1740 nucleotides long. RefSeq lists its product as uncharacterized. The record is from RefSeq and is a predicted model, not a curated record. Lineage: Eukaryota; Fungi; Ascomycota; Pichiomycetes; Serinales; Debaryomycetaceae. The transcript has a single exon. Bases 1 to 1740 code for a protein of 579 amino acids.
AUGACGGAACACCCGCAUAUAGAGGAUGUUUUAUUUGAAUCACUUUUAACCUACGAAACAUUUGAGGGGUACGAGGAUCCUGAAAAAUUCCAAGAGUAUAUUCCAAAAUUGGAAAAGUACAAGAAAGCAUUGCAAGAUGCAAUCUUGGAUGAAUACAAGGUUCAAUUAUCAAAACCCAUUGACGACUUGGUUGGUGAACAACUUGACGCCGUUGAUUAUUUGUACAAAGCCAAGUUACUCACUCCUGAGGAAUUUGAAAUAACUGAUUCAUCAACCACCGAUAUUGUAAAGAAUAUUGGAGAUGGGAAAUGGACAGCAGUACAAGUUCUCAAAGCAUUUGCACAUAGAGGAACCAUAGCCCAACAAUUCACAAACUGUGCACAUCAAUUGUUUGUCGAUGAAGGGUUGAAACAUGCUCAAAAAUUGGAUGAUUACCAGAAAAAGACUGGAAAGCUUAUUGGUCCAUUGCAUGGGGUUCCUAUAUCGUUGAAAGAGCAAUCAGGGUACAAGGAUAAAAUCACACAUGCGGGGUAUGUGGGAUUGAUCGAUAACAUUCCAUCAAAGCAUGCUGCCACCACCCAGAUCCUUUCAGACUUGGGGGCCGUGUUUUAUGUCAGAACCACGCAACCACAAACCCUUAUGCAUUUGUGUUCAGGAAACAAUUUUUCAGAAAAGACUAAGUGCCCUUUCAAUAUUGCGUUGUCAAGUGGUGGUUCUUCGUCUGGAGAAGGUGCAAUAGUUUCUUUUGGUGGUUCUGCCAUUGGUAUUGGAUCAGACAUUGGGGGAUCUGUAAGAUCACCCGCUGCAUUUUCUGGGUGCCAUGGAUUGAGACCAACAACAAGGAGAUUGUCAACAUUAGGUGGUGUUUCAUCAGGAGGUGGUCAAGAAUCAGUUCCUGCAGUGUACGGUCCAUUGACUAGAACUAUUGGUGAUAUCGACUACAUGAUGAAGACGUAUUUAAAUCAAGGACGGCCAUGGGACAAAGAUGCGUGGUGCUUGUACAUGCCAUGGAGAGAGGUUUCCAAGCCUAAUGCCAAGGACUUGACAAUAGCUGUUAUUAGAGACGAUGGGUUGGUUAGACCAUCGCCUCCGAUCAGACGUGGUGUUGACACUGUUGUGAACAAGUUGAAAGAAGCAGGUGUCAAUGUUGUAGAAUUUAUUCCACCAAAUACUGAAUUGGCGUAUGAAACCAUCAACAAGAUGUACUGCUGCGACGGUAAUGAAAAGCAGCGCGAGUUAUUGGCAAAGAGCGGUGAACCCUUGCAGAAACUCACCAAGUGGAGCUUAAACUACGGGGAAGGUGCCAAAAAUUACACAAUACAAGAAAAUCGUAAAUUGAAUAUGAUCAGAGAUGCGUUGAGGAACGAGUACAAUGAUUUCAUGGUGCAGAACAAGGUUGAUUUCAUCUUGUCCCCUACGUACAACAAUGUUGCACCUCGUCCAGGCCGUAUCUAUAACUGGUCGUACACUACUUUAUUUAAUAUCUUGGACUUUCCAACCUUGGCCUUCCAAACUGGAUUGAAACAGGACCCAGAAAUAGAUGUGUGGACCGAGGAGGACAAAAAGUAUAUCUAUAGAUCUAAAUUGGAAAAGUUGGAGAACGAGAAUUAUAAGCCAGAGGAAUUCAAACAUGCUCCAAUUGCCUUGCAAUUGAGUGGAAGAAGAUAUCGUGACGAGGAAGUUGUAGCUGCUGGUAAACUCAUUGUUGAUGAUGUCUUGAAGGUCAACUUGUUGCAUUAG